AUGAUUUCAUUCACAACAGCUCAAUCCGAAGAGGAUUUAUUGAAUAUUAUAUCGUUGAUGAAAAGCAAUCUUCGAAAAAAUCUUUCUCUCGAUCAGCAGACAUCAGGUGGUUUCCUUUCCAUUGAGUGUGCAUACGAUGUUCUUCGAAAAAUGAAUCAGCCAGCACCGAGUGUCAUUGCCACAGACACGACUUCGAACAAAUUAGUUGGCUAUGCAUUGGCAAGCUUACCUGAAAUUGCGGUAGAACUGCCAGACAUUGCUAAACUUAUUUUGUUAAUCAACACUCUAGACUACAAAGGUAAACCUCUUCGCGAUAACACCUAUUACAUACUUGGUCAAAUAUGUGUAGCCGAUGGGUAUCGAGGGCAAAUGGUCUUUGAUGGAAUGUUACAAAAACAUCGCGAGUUGUAUAGCGAUCGUUAUGAAAUGAUGAUUACGUGUAUCUCAAAUAAGAAUGUUCGGUCACUUCGUGCUCAUGCUAGAGUCGGUUUCGAAACAAUAUAUACUUUCAAUGAUUUGCCUGCUGGUGGCAUGUGA
Rotaria socialis is the source of this 537-nucleotide messenger RNA. Lineage: Eukaryota; Metazoa; Rotifera; Eurotatoria; Philodinida; Philodinidae. The record is from the annotation of a GenBank genome assembly.